GGCUGGACGCAGGAGCGCGCGCGGAUUUGUCCAGACUCAGAUCUGUGCUGAGCUGGCAGACGGGACUGCGUCUGGAUUGGCUGUGAGGAGGAGAAGAGGGAGGAGCCUCUCACAAUGAAUGUGCUGAGGACACAUGUUUACAAUGGUGGGGACAGAGGAAGAAUGGAGCUGCUCAGGAUCACUGAGCCCUGAGAGCCUCAGACAGAAGACUGAGGGGAAAAUGCUGCAGGUUCUGCUGGGACUUCUCUACCACACUUUUGAUCGCACAUAUGGUGCCUUAUUAGAGCAAAAACACAGACCAGGAACAGAGGUCAAGGAGGCCAGAGAGAAGUGUUUUCCUGCAGAACUGAAACUUCAGCUUGAACUUUUCUGAACUGUAAGCAGCUCAACAGGCUCCACACAAACUGAAACCCUCAGAACUCAGGGAUGAGCGGUGUCCAGCUGCUGAAAGCUCCACCUGAAGAACCCGCUCAGAGGAUGGCCUCCACGGUGGUGCCCCGCGGUGUGUUUGAACCCUCCCCGCCUCCCACAGCGGUCUGGCCUCCUCUAGACUUUGCACUGGGCGCUCUGGCCUGCUGUGGCGCCUGUGUGUUCACCAAUCCCCUGGAGGUGGUGAAGACUCGUCUGCAGCUUCAGGGGGAGCUCUGCGCACGAGGAUCCUACCAGAUUCACUACCGGGGAGUCCUGCAGGCCCUCUGGGUGGUGGGCCGCACCGAUGGGCUGAGGGGUCUGCAGAAGGGGCUCUCAGUCGGGCUGAUCUACCAGGGGGUGAUGAAUGGAGUGAGGCUGGGAUGUUACUCCUACUGUGAAUAUCUGGGAGUCACCGCCCUCCCUGGUGGGAGUUUGUUGUCAGGGGCAGGUGUCGGGGCUCUGGGGGCCUUCUGCGCUUCUCCUGCUUACCUGGUGAAGACCCAUUUACAAGCUCAGACCAUUCAUGCCAUAGCAGUGGGUCAUCAGCAUAACCAUCAGGGCGUGUCCAAUGCCUUCAUUACCAUCUACAGAAGAGAAGGUCUGAGCGGUCUUUGGAGGGGCGUGAACGGAGCUGUGCCUCGAGUCAUGGUGGGAUCAGCUGCUCAGCUGUCAACCUUCACCUCAGCCAAGGACUGGGUGUCACAUUCUCAGUGGUUCGGCUCAAACAGAUGGCUGAUGGCGCUGAUAGCCGCUACCAUCAGUGGCGUGGCGGUAGCUAUCACCAUGACUCCCUUUGAUGUCAUCAGCACGCGGCUCUACAACCAGCCGGUGGACAAGCUUGGCAGAGGCCACCUUUACCGGGGCUUUUCCGACUGUUUGCUGAAAGUGUGCCAAGCGGAGGGUUUGCUGGGGUUGUACAAAGGCAUGGGCCCCGUCUUUGUGCGGCUGGCCCCGCACACGGUGCUGAGCAUGCUGUUCUGGGACCUGAUGAGGCAACAGGCCAUCGAAUGGGACUAGAGGAGGAAGCACGACAUUGAAACCCAGGGACCUCUCCUUUGCUCUGGGAUAAUGACUCUUAUGCAAGUGUGACAUUUUGUAAAUUAACCGAGUUAAAAAGACACAUUUUAGUGAAAAUAUAAAUGCCUUUUCUUAUUAUAUGUCCUACAUCAGGAGAAAAAUGCUACUAGAAUAUGUUAACACCGAAGUGGGUCCUUAAUGUGGCAUAAUAUAUUUAAUUCUAAUAUUAAACACUUAACUCUGAUUGAAAAGCCAUUUUGUCAAAUGUCACACCACUGCCUUCUGUGAAACACAGAAAUUGAAAUCUGGAGCACUUCGUUAUGAUCCACACUUGUGUGAGAUAAAUAUUGAGAAUUUCUUUGUCAGGAUUUUAAAAACUUGAUCAGGUUUCCUGCUAGCAGGAGUGUUACACACUGUGAAUGGAACUCUAAAGUUUGUUUUCCAGGCUUAAAGUGUACGGUUGACAUUGUUUAUUGUUGUUGAUUUAUUUUUAACUUACUAACAUAUGAAAUAUGUGCAAAGCCAAAAAUACUGUUUAAAAGAAGGGUUUUUAUGUACAGGAAGUCAUCCUGGUGAUCUUAAGGCCUUUAAAGUACUCCCAAUAAUCAUAAAUAAAGGUUUAUUUUGUAAGAAACA
Oryzias melastigma (Indian medaka) is the source of this 2064-nucleotide messenger RNA. It is a transcript of the gene slc25a34, whose product is annotated as solute carrier family 25 member 34. The coding region runs from base 427 to 1428 and encodes 333 amino acids. The transcript has 6 exons. The record is from RefSeq and is a predicted model, not a curated record. Lineage: Eukaryota; Metazoa; Chordata; Actinopteri; Beloniformes; Adrianichthyidae.